GGUAUUGCUGAGGUAGCUGUAUCCUCUAAAGCUUUAGAGGAUCUUACAAAAAUGCAGGAUGAUGGAUUAUUGACCUUUGAUAUACUAUCUAAUUCGCUUGGCAAGACAUUAGAUUUGGAGAAACAUGAUGCAAGGGAAAACCUUCCUCGAGCUUCAGUGACAUUCACAUCUUACAUGACGUUUAGUCAAAUGUCCAGUUACUUGGAGGGCUUGCCAGCCCAAUACCCCCAAAGAAUCCGAGUGGAUAAACCUGGAAGGAGCUUUGAAAACCGCAAUAUUUACCGUGUUCGGAUGACUAACAAUAUCACAAAUACCGUACAGAAGAAAGUUGUCUUUGUUGAUGGAGGUAUACAUGCUCGUGAAUUGGUUAGCCCAGCUGCUGCCUUGUAUGUUAUCGAAACACUUAUCGCUAAUACUAAGCUUACAGAAACUAUUGAGUGGCAGAUUAUGCCCAUGCUUAAUCCCGAUGGAUAUGAAUACGCUUUGAACAAAGAUCCUUUGUGGCGCAAGAACAGGUCUAAGUCUCCUUCUUCCACUUGUUAUGGUGUUGACCUUAACAGAAAUUUUGGAUUUCAAUGGGGAGGACUUGGGGCUAGUAGUUCCCCAUGCAGUGAUAUCUAUAAGGGAACAUCAGCAUUUAGCGAACCAGAAAGCAGAGCUCUAAGAGAUGCUAUGUUGCCCCUGAAAGGCAAAGUAAAGGCUUACAUAACUUUCCAUUCCUUUGGGCAAACCAUACUCUACCCAUGGGGUUACUCAACUCAAGUCAAGCACCCUUUAACAGCAACCAUGGAUACUGCUGCUAAAGCAAUGGCGGCACAAAUUAAAAAGACAACUCUAGCUGUGUACAGUGUUGGCAACUCUGCUGUUGUAUACUAUCCUGUAGCUGGAGCUUCUGAUGACUGGGCUGCGUAUGCAAUGGACAUUGCUCAUUCAUACACAAUUGAGCUGAGAGACAAAGGGGUGUAUGGCUUUAAACUACCUGCGUCUCAGAUAUUGCCUACUGUACGAGAUGCCUGGGAGGCUGUAAAGACUUUGGCUACACUGGUCUGAAUGAAGUAACGGAAAGAGUCAACAAACGAAAGUUCCUGCAAUGAAACUGAGAGACAAGGAGUUACGGUUUGCAACAGAGAUCAUAAAUACUGCUAAAAUUAUUGAAAGAUUUUGAAUUAGCGUUUAAUAUUUUUCCUAAUGUUUGUCAUAUACUAUUUUAUUUUUGUUUUUUUUAGUGUGUUACAUAAUUUACUGACAUAUAUUUGAAUUAAUUACCUGAAAGGAUUUUUCUUUGGAGUUAGAUUGUGAAUAUUAUGUUAGUUUCAGUUUAAUUUUUGUUAUCGGGAAACUUUCAGAAGAAUCUUUGAUUUCAAAUAGUUAUCAAAAGAGUUAUCUGUCACUAAGAACAAUAGACUGUUCAUACGAAAGAACGUCAGUUAUUUGCUUAUCUGUUUAUAUUGUCUGGGAUUAUUUUAAUCUUUCUGUAACUAAUAUAUAUACAUAUAUAUAUAUAUAUAUAUAUAU
Macrobrachium nipponense is the source of this 1515-nucleotide messenger RNA. Its product is annotated as carboxypeptidase B1-like. Gene Ontology annotation, molecular function: metallocarboxypeptidase activity; zinc ion binding. Bases 52 to 1050 code for a protein of 332 amino acids. The record is from RefSeq and is a predicted model, not a curated record. Gene Ontology annotation, biological process: proteolysis. The transcript is spliced from 10 exons. NCBI's taxonomy places the organism in Eukaryota, Metazoa, Arthropoda, Malacostraca, Decapoda, Palaemonidae.